AUGUCAGGGGAUGUUGUUCUCGAUCCCCAGCAGGGAGAUCCAUCUGCAGCAGCACCCAUCCCUAGCACCAUCCCCGGGGAGCCCAUGGAUGCAGAGUGUCCCAUCUGCUACCAGGAGUACAACCAGUACAACAAAUGCCCCCGGAUGCUGGAGUGCCUCCAUGUUUUCUGCACCGAGUGCCUCCAGAGGAUCCAGCUCUGCCCCUCUGACCCCGCUGACCCUCACAGCUCACCCGCCAUCCCCUGCCCGCUCUGCCGCCACCUCACUCCUCUGGAAGCCGGGAACGCCCUCUCCUUACCCUGCAACUCACGCAUCCUCGCCAGGCUUCCCCCCAUGGCCUUCCAUAUGCCUGUAACCAUGGCGACUCGCCUGGCAACUGUCACCCAGAGAGUGGUGUUGUCCCUGGAGGGUGACAACAGGGACACCCGCUUCAUCAUCCUCCCCACUGUCAGCCUGCGGGUGCAGCAGAUGCACCCGGACAGGCCGUACGGCACAGCGCCGGGUCUGAUGGGAGAAGAGGAAGUCAUCCAGCAGAGCAAGAAGACUCUCUUCUGUGUGCAGAUGCUGGCCGUCAUUUUCUGGGUGCUGUUUGUGAUCACAUGUGUAGUUGGGGUUGUGUUUGGGCCUCAUUUCUUAAACAGAAAAUUUUAA
Messenger RNA from Xyrichtys novacula (pearly razorfish), 651 nucleotides. The record is from the annotation of a GenBank genome assembly. Lineage: Eukaryota; Metazoa; Chordata; Actinopteri; Labriformes; Labridae.